Notothenia coriiceps (black rockcod) is the source of this 560-nucleotide messenger RNA. RefSeq names its product E3 UFM1-protein ligase 1-like. The annotation marks the transcript as partial. Gene Ontology annotation, cellular component: endoplasmic reticulum membrane. The transcript is spliced from 4 exons. Gene Ontology annotation, molecular function: UFM1 ligase activity. Lineage: Eukaryota; Metazoa; Chordata; Actinopteri; Perciformes; Nototheniidae. Gene Ontology annotation, biological process: response to endoplasmic reticulum stress; regulation of proteasomal ubiquitin-dependent protein catabolic process; protein K69-linked ufmylation. The record is from RefSeq and is a predicted model, not a curated record.
GGACAACAUUCAAAGCUAACUUUAUUGAAAUUCAUCAAUCAUGCAGAUGAAACCCAGGUCCACAUUGCCAAGCACGUCCUGAAGACCGUGUGCUCGGACGUGUCCAACAUCCUGGUGAACUUCCUGGCUGCUGACCUGAUGAUGUCCGUGGAGAAUCCCAGUACCUUCACCCCUGAGGUCAGAGUGAAAAUUCUGGGCAAGCUGUCGGAGGACACCAGAGGACCCCUGAUGAAGCUGCACAACUGCCUGAACGGAAAAACCAUUGAAGACUUUCUGACCAACAUCGAGGCGUCUGCAGAGGUGUGCGGCUUCAUGCUGAAGAAGGGAGACAAGAAAAGGGAGAGGCAGGCGCUGUUCCUGCACCGCCAGGCCCUGAUGGAGCAGCUGAAGGAGACGGAGGACCCAGCUCUGGUGCUCCACCUGACCAGCGUGCUGCUGUUCCAGGGCUCCACCCACUGCAUGCUGCACGCCCCGGGCCGCUGCGUGCCCCACGUCAUCGGAACGCUCUGCGGCCGGAUCCCAGUGGUGAGUCUGACCCCCCCUGAUGGUCUACACCAGGG